AUGCACAACUUAGUUCCUGUUGAGGAAGUGCAGGAAUCGCCCCUAUUGGACUUGCCGCUCGAGAUCCGAUACCAGAUUUAUCGGACGCUAUGGGGAACGGAAACGCAUUUGUUCCUACAUGACGGCAAAUUACAGAUCAUGGAGUGUCUUGGCGUGGACGACACAUCUGACAGACGACCCGAGUAUAACACCCGAUACGACGACCCGCAAUGGGUGCGUCGGAUUGGCUCAAAUUGGGGCUGCCACUGGAGAUGCGAAGAGAGGUAUUACGACGGUGAAGACCAGAACAAGGCCGUUCAUAUGCCCCUUCUUCCUCUGCUGUUGUCAUCAAAGGCGUUAUCCUCGGAUGUUCUCGGUUUCCUCUCUCAACCGAAACAAUCCAUCCAUCUCACCGACCUCGAGACUAUCGAUCUGAUCAUACCAGCCACACUUCCACAGAAGCCCUCAAAGACUCUGGGGAAAUCAACAACACACGAGAUGAAACAAUACCACAUGUUCAAGUCCCUGCGCAACAUCAACCUCACAUUGCGACUUCCCAUGGCCCUUGUCAACACUCUUUUCGUUCCCUUCUUCUCAAAGAUGGAGCAACUGAAGACGCUUCCAAGACCCGGCGGCACACCGGAAGGCAGCGGCUGCCAAAGUGAGUACGAUCAGUGGAUGCGAAUCUGGCCCAGCCUCGAGAAAAUGGACUCGUUGCUACGGGUUGGUCUGUGGCUCGACCACGACACGGAAUUCUGCUGGGGAGAUGUCUCCGAAACGCAAAUACUGCAGGGUCUAUCGGGUAUCAUGCCCAUGUUGAGAAGUCGCAAUGUCCAAGUCAACGUCAACUUACCGUCACUUCUCAAACCAUAUGGUGAAGAGGAUGAUCACUUUAUCGACGUAACUCCUGAGUUCCAACUUCAAAGACGAACACGACUGCCUUGGAUCGUAAGCUGUUUCUCGGCCUUGGGUUCCUCGACUUUGGAGAAGAAGGUUGCGUGGGUGGAUAAUAGGGAAAACGGACGGCCGCCCCCUCAUGUUCCCAAGGGUCAAUAUAAACAUGCUCAGAACGAUUGGUACAUAUUUCAUGUACUCGGCUACGACACUGAGUGUGACGAGUUUGUAUACCACCCACUCGUGGGCUUGGACUUCACUGAUGGCAGCUUUUGUAUGGUUUAA
This is a messenger RNA of Colletotrichum siamense, 1158 nucleotides long. RefSeq lists its product as uncharacterized. The record is from RefSeq and is a predicted model, not a curated record. NCBI's taxonomy places the organism in Eukaryota, Fungi, Ascomycota, Sordariomycetes, Glomerellales, Glomerellaceae. Bases 1 to 1158 code for a protein of 385 amino acids. The transcript has 2 exons.